Molecule: messenger RNA, 871 nt
Organism: Myzus persicae (green peach aphid)
Lineage: Eukaryota; Metazoa; Arthropoda; Insecta; Hemiptera; Aphididae
Product: peptidyl-tRNA hydrolase ICT1, mitochondrial
Exons: 4
Coding region: 165-743 (192 amino acids)
Biological process (GO): mitochondrial translational termination
Cellular component (GO): mitochondrial large ribosomal subunit
Molecular function (GO): translation release factor activity
Source: RefSeq, a predicted model, not a curated record
GUUGUUAUCAGACAUGUUGUAAACUCGAAAAAAAAUCAUUUUGGCGACCGGUGUUGGGAAUUGGGAUCCAUAGUGACUUGAAUCUAGAUUUUGGUAUUCAAUUUUCAAGUAUUCUACUUUUACAUUACGUUAGGCGACUAGGCGUUUCAACAUUUGUAAUAAAUAUGAGUUUCAUCGUUUCCAAAUGUUUUUGCAACGUAGCACGGACCUUGUCCCGCUCCAAUUACACGAGCGCCAUAAGCUUGAAAAAUCUACAUCCAAACAGUUCGUUGAAAAUUACCACACCGUCACCCGAACAGUUGUCAGUCGACAAUAAAACUUUUACGGGAUAUAUACCAGUGGAAGAGCUGGACAUCACAUACAGCACUUCUAGUGGUCCAGGUGGCCAGAAUGUCAACAAAGUCAAUACCAAAGUUGACUUGAGAUUCAAUGUAGAAUCGGCUCGAUGGCUUAAUGAAGAAGUCCGGCAGAAACUAAUUGUUAUUAAUCAAAAUAAACUGACUAAAGAAGGAUAUUUGGUAAUUCGGUCAGAAAAGACGAGGUCGCAACAACUGAAUCUUGCAGACGCUAUUGAACGUUUGCGUUCUCUCAUCUGGAAAGCUGCUGAACCUGAACCAAAGCAAUCUGAAGAAACUAUUGAAAAAAUAAGACGCAGGAUGGAGAAAGCAAAUCGCACAAGAUUAAUAGAAAAGAAAAUGAAGUCCUUGACCAAGAGUAAUCGUCAAGCACCAACAGUGUUCUAAAUAUAUUUAGUAUAUGUUGCAUAUGAAUUAUGCAUUGUUCUGUGAGGGCAACAUGAUGAUUAUUCACAUUAUUUUAAAACUUAUAUCUUAUAUUAAUAUUUAAUACAAAAUGUUAUUUGUACAUAGAA